Messenger RNA from Fusarium proliferatum ET1, 4773 nucleotides. RefSeq lists its product as uncharacterized. The record is from RefSeq and is a predicted model, not a curated record. The coding region runs from base 1 to 4773 and encodes 1590 amino acids. The transcript is spliced from 2 exons. Gene Ontology annotation, cellular component: P-body. Lineage: Eukaryota; Fungi; Ascomycota; Sordariomycetes; Hypocreales; Nectriaceae. Gene Ontology annotation, molecular function: protein binding. Gene Ontology annotation, biological process: deadenylation-independent decapping of nuclear-transcribed mRNA.
AUGGACAAUCUCGACAUGCCGCCGGCCCCUACGCCGCCUGUCAACAACAUGAGCAUGCCUUCCAAUAACUCGGAUCGCACCGCUAAUCUGCUGAACUUGCUCAAGUUCAGCGGUUCAGGUGGCUCGCAGCUGCAGAGCCAAGCUGCUCACAAUCGGGCCCAGGCUCACAUCCAGCAGCAGACCCAGCAGACCCAAGAGCAGCCGCAGGAACCUGGUUCUCCUCAGCAGAUGCACCAGCAGUUGUCGGACCAUCAGCUCCAUCAAUUCAACCAAUUCCAGCAGCAUGCUCAGCAAGGUCGAGGCAUCAUCCAGAGCCCUCUCCCUGCUCAGAUUCACCAGCCUGCGCCUUCUUCUGCUGACCCGACUGGUCUCUUGGCUGCCCUUAUGCGCGGCGCCCACGAGCCGGAAGAGCCCAAGCAGGCCCAGCAGCCGCACCCUCAGCAAGCCUUUGGCAACGGUUCUCCCCCGGCCGAUACGCGCUCGUAUCUGCUCAAUUUGUUGAACCGCCCCAAGCCUAGCCAGGGCGAACAGCAGCAAUCGGCUCUGACUGAGACCACGCGUUCCAACAACCUUACGCCUCAGUCUCCCGACCUGGCUCCUGCCGAACCUGCUCGCUACUCUGGCAGUUAUCAGCAGCAGUACCCCCAGCAGCAUGGCAACCAGUACUCGAAUCAGCAGCACCGCCCGGUCGAUUCCUACGCAGGAUCGCACGCAUCCGAUUCCUUCCAUCAUGUUUCACAGGAUCAGACUGACACCUCGGCUCUUUUCCAGCAGCUCUUGGGGAACCUUGCUCAGUCGUCUCCUCAUAGCCAGAGCCAGAGUCAGAGCCAUAUGGCUCAGUCGCCACCAGCUCUUCCUUUCCAGAUUCUUAAGAAGGACUCGCCAGCUGCUUCCCAGCAUUCUCACCACUCCCACCACUCCCACCGCCAUGACCACUCGGUCGGCGCUGGCAGUGACCGAGCUGCUCUCCCCACCUCUCCUCACCAGACUCGUCGCAAGGCAACCCGAACCGCGUCUCUGCAGUCACACCCUUCGGUGAAGCAGGGUACUCCUCCGACCUCCGAAUUCGACAACUACAAUUCGACCGCCAAGGAGACCGUCGCAGAGGCCAUCGAGGACAUUGCCGAGCAGGCUGAUCAUGAAGCCCGGGAAGCACUUGAGCGCGCGGAGCACGAACGGGCCCAGGCUGAAAUCGCCGAGGACCUUGACGAUAUGCUCAACGCCAAGUCCGAGAAGGAAUUCGAGGACAGUGCUCACAUUGCCGCCCAGGCUAUCCAAGCUGAGCUUGACCGCAGCGACAAUGAGGGACUUCUCGAGGACACCCUCCCACACGAUGUCGCUGAGACUGUUCGCGAGAUUGUUGACGAGGCCGCUCAGGGUGUUGCUGACAGCUGGGAGAGCGCCGACCAGGACGAGAUCGUCGUUAUUGAAGAGAAGGAGACCCCGCCUGUCAAGGUGUUUAACUUCCCCAUGAAGCCGUGGAUCUCUAUUACUCUUCAGGAAGAGGGCACCGAGCCACGACCCUUGUUCCGCGACGAGACUAUCAUGGAUAUUGCUCGACUCAAGAAGGAGUUUGAUCAGAUUGAUCGAAACCUUUACACCGCCACUGAGAACUACAUGGCCUACGGCAUGUCCAAACAAGGUGGUCUGCGUGUUAUUCGACAGGAGGAUGGCAAGGAUGCCAAGAUUUUCACCGACACCAAGGACCGUAUCUUCAACGUCGCCAUGUCUGUUACACCUACUGACCACGACGGCGCUCACCGUGAGGCCAUCAUCGGUACUGGCAUCAGCGGCACCGUCUACUGGGUUCAGAUUCGUGAUGGUGACAAGGAUCACAUCGAAGAUGCUCAUAUGGAGGGGUAUGGCUUUGCUCUGCCUCCCAUGAGCUCCCAGGAGGGUGAUGCCCCUGGUGGUGUUCUCAAGACCCGUGCCCGCACCUCGACAAUUCACCCAGAGUACUUUGCCGUCGGUCGCGGCAAGUCCAUCAACCUCAUCUGGCCUUCAUACAUCCUUCAGAACAACCUGUUCAAGCCUGGCCACGACCGCGUUGUCGACACCGAAACUCUUGCCAAGCAGUGCUCCCUGAAGAUCAACACUGGCAAGGCUGGCAAGGACUUCACCUUUAGUCAGGACGACUCGGUCAUCGUCUCUCUUGACAAGUCUGGUCGGGUCAAGUUCUGGGAUGUUCGAGACCUGACCGCUGUCAAGGAGGGCUCCGACCCGCGUGCUCCCAUGCCCGCUGAGACCAAUCUCGAGGUCAAGGAGCCCCUGAUGACACUUGCCACCACACCUGAAGGUGAGAAGGCUUGGCCCACUUCGGUUCUUCUUCUCGACAAGCAGCGACCCUACCAGAAGCGAUGUGCCCUGCGAUACAUGAUUGUUGGAAUGAAGCAGAACCACACUCUGCAGCUUUGGGAUCUUGCUCUCGGCAAGCCCGUGCAGGAGUUCAACCUACCCCACAGCAAGGAGUCGGAUGCUGUUUGUAGUGUCAUGUACCACUCAGCCACUGGCAUGAUUGUCAUUGGCCACCCCACGCGCAACUCCAUCUACUUUGCGCACUUGUCCGCACCCAAGUAUAACCUCAAGAGUGUAUCUCAGGCCGAAUAUAUUCAGCGAUUGAUUGCUCAGGACUCUUCCAUCCCCCAGCCGGAUAGUACCGCUGUCAUUAGUGGUGUUCGUGAGUACUCGUUCGCUAACCGGGGAAUUCUGCGAAGUCUUGACAUUCUUGGCACUCCUGCCAUGGUUCAAGAUGCCGACGAACCCACUCUGUUUGAGCUGUACGCCAUGCACUCCAAGGGUGUUGCUUGCCUCCUUGUCAAGCAGACUGAGCUCGGAUGGUCCAAGGACAACAAGGUCCUCGACGGUGUUGAUGCCGUCGCCCAGGGCGUCGUCACCGUUUCGAAGCUCAAGGCUCCUCAGCCCGCCGAGGCACCUACCCCAGCCAGCAAUGGAGACGCCGUUGUCCGUGUCGUUAACCGCGGUGCGAACAAGGAGAACAUCCAGCCCACCCCAGGAGCCCAAGCCGAGUCUAGCCAGCGUGGACUCGAAUCGACUACUCCAGCCAAGGCCAAGAGUGAGCCGAAGGAGGCUGAAACGCCUGUCCAAUCCGCCAAGGAGUCUCAGUCGGAGAAGCCUGAGCGAAAGUCAAGAAAGAAGAAGAACGCUGCCAACCAGGGUGACACAGCUACUAACGGCGCUGCACCUCGCGCUGGCAAUAAGGAUGCCAAGACCGCGAACAACGCCUCCACACCUGCUGUCUCUAGUGAGGCUUUGGAUGCCGCCAUUUCUGGACUCGAGUCUCGUCUCACCGUGAGUGUCGGCGAGACCCUCAAGUCAUCGUUCAAGAACCUUCACGGUAAGAUUGACGAUGACAUCCGCGUCCGUGACGAGAACUUCAAUCAGCACCAGCUUAAACUCCUUGAUAUGGUUUCGGAGGUGCUGAACGAAAACACUCAGAAGGUCCUGGAGGCUCUGAUCCACCACCAGUUCACUGAGCUCGUCAUUCCUGCCAUUGGCGACAAGGCUGGCGCCGCAGUUACCGAUCUUCUAGACAACAAGCUGCAGCCUCAUCUUACUUCUACCGUACAGAAGGAGAUCCAGAGCUCUCUUCCUCAUGCUCUCAACCGAUCCCUGCGCUCCGGCGAUUUCAUUAAGGCCAUCUCCGACCGCGUUGGAAACUCGGUUGCUACGAGCGUGCAGCAGGAAGUCCUUGCGACACUGACCCAGCGACUCACCCCGACGUUCACUAACAUUGCAACUCAGGCGUCGCAGCGUGUCGCAGGCGAGCUUCACCAGCAGUAUCAUGACCAGUUUGAGUAUAUGAAGGCCCAGCAUGCUUCCGACACCGCCAAGAUCGACCAACUCCUUUCUCAUGUAACUCGUCUUUCGGAAAUGGUUACAACCAUGUCUGCCUCUCAGGCGGCGCUCCAGGCCGACUUCCUCAAGUUCAAGCAGCAGCCUGUCCAUGAACUUUCCGGGAUCCCCCAGAAUGUAGGGCACGGUCAGAGCAUGCCCCAUCACGGCUACGCCAGCUCAAACCAUCAUCACCCUCAGGCCAGCCACGCUGGUAGCUACCACCCCAGUCAAGCUCCUAGCCAGGCCGCCAGCCAGGCACAGCAGUAUAUGGGCAGCCCUCAGUACCUCCGUGGUUCUCAGCAAGUGAACAGCCCUCAAGCGUCGCAACAGGCUUCUGAUUACGUCGCUCCCGCCUCCAGUGUCAGCGCUCUUGCUGGUGCCUACGCCAGCCAGCGUAACCAGACAGAGCCCGAGGCUGAUCACGACUUGAUGCAGCGCAUCAGAAUUGUUGAGCAGGCUAUUCAAGAGGGCCGUUACCAGGACGCCAUGAUCCAGUGGAUCCAGAGUGGACGUGAGGAAGAGAUCUUCCGUCGUUGCCUCAGUCGCUUCCCCCCUACCAAGUUCGAGAAUCUUCCACCCUUGAUGUUGCUUGUUGUUAUUGCCACAAUCUCCAAGGAUCUGAAGCCCAACGCUCGUCUCAAGGAGGAAGUCGAAUGGAUCGAAAUGGCUCUCCGAGCCUUUGCCGAGAACCUUCCUGCCUUUGAAUGGGAACAACAGGGUGCUCGCGAUGUGAUCAAGAGUACGACUCAGACCAUGCAGCUCCUUAUCGGACGCAUCCAGCCUCUCAUUGGUGGCAUCCAGGAUGGCUUCCCCACGGAUCCUUUCCUGGCCAACCUCGAGAGAGCGAAGCUUGAAUGGAUCAUUCGAACAUCCGAGCACGUGCUUGACACGUUCGGUGCCCCUCGACGCUACGAGUAA